Messenger RNA from Lucilia sericata (common green bottle fly), 2529 nucleotides. RefSeq lists its product as uncharacterized. The record is from RefSeq and is a predicted model, not a curated record. NCBI's taxonomy places the organism in Eukaryota, Metazoa, Arthropoda, Insecta, Diptera, Calliphoridae. Gene Ontology annotation, molecular function: protein dimerization activity; DNA-binding transcription factor activity. The transcript is spliced from 2 exons. Bases 539 to 1675 code for a protein of 378 amino acids.
GAUAACAUUUCAGUCCGUUAACGACUACAAAUGCUGACGGAUGUUGAUAGCGCGUGUGGACAAAAUUUAAUAUAACACAUGUUCUUUAGAAAAGAAAUAAAUAAUUUGAAAAAAAACUAAAAUCGGAAAUAUUUUGUAUUAACAAACAAAAACUUUUAUGUUAAAAUUUAUUGUACUAAAAAAAAUACUAUCCAAACAGUGUUUAAAAAUUAUUGAAAAAGUUAAAAAAAUUAACAACAUACAAUUAUGUUAAAAUAUUAUGAAUUUAUUUAAAUAUUAACAAAUUUUUAAAGUGUUGUGUUGUUUCAUGUUAAUAACAACCAUUAAAAUUAAAUAUAUAAACAAACAACUUUAAACAAUUUAAAGCAAAAAGAAAAAACCCCCCCAUAAACAAAAAGUGCUAAAUAUUUUUUUUGUUCUAAAUAUCAAACAAACCGACCGCCUAUAUUUUUUGGAUUACGCGCAAACUUUGGAUUAAUUUAUCUACUAUAUAUAGCUUUUGGGAUUAUAUUUAUUGUGACAAAUACCUCGCUUUAAUAUGGCUGCUGAUUUAACAACAUCGACUACCGCCUCAACGGAAAAUCUUUAUAUGCAUUUAAAUGCUUCUGAAUUGUCGGCGAUUAUAAUGAAAGGUUCACCCCAUUCCAAUGAUCGCGAUGCUGGUUUUUGUUCGGGCAGUUCAGAAGGUGGUGAUGAUUAUUUUAGUGAUAAUUUACGCAUGGAACCCAGUAGUCCUACGGAUAAUUCUGAAGACUCAGUGGAAGUUAAAGUCACCCCUAUAUCUUUGGUGCGCAAUAAACGCAAAAGUUCAGAGCCUUCUAAGGUAGUGGAGGAAAAAUCUACCGCUUCUCAAUCGAAUGGACCGCUUAAGAAACGCAUACGUUAUUCCUCGAAUACCGAUUCGGGUGUUGUCUUAACACCGCCAGCGGUAACAGUAACCUCACCACCACCACAACUAUGGGAUCCUAGUCAGAUAUUACCUCAUGAAAUGAUGCCAAAUCCGGCCCAGGUAUUUGUAAGACAUCCUGGUGUUACCACUCUGCAUAGACUGCCUUUGGAAAAUGAACAUCAAAGCGAGGAACAACAAGAACCCUUGGCUUUAGUCUUAAAGAAACCCGUAACGGAUUCGGAAAGCUGUAAGGAAACCUCUACAUCUAAGGGUUUAACGCCUAAAAAAAGAUUUACCCGCGAAUCGUCUAUAGAACAAACACCACCCAAGAAGAAUGCCAGCAGUAAUAGCUGUAGUACGGAACAGGCUUCGGUAACCCUAGUACCACCACCAGCUCUCUCCUUAACCUCCUCCCAUGAAGAAUCUUCUCUAAAUACCUCAGGCUCACAGAAAAACUCCUCGAAACCCCAACAGCGUAACUAUAAAAAUAUGACCCGGGAAAGACGCAUAGAGGCCAAUGCCCGUGAACGUUCAAGAGUACAUACCAUCUCGGCGGCCUAUGAAACCUUAAGAAAAGCUGUACCCUCCUAUUCGAAUAAUCAAAAGCUUUCAAAGCUUUCCGUGUUAAGAGUGGCCUGUUCCUAUAUUUUGACUUUGUCCAGAAUGGCUGGUUAUGAUUAUAGUCAAGAUGAGUCUGAGCCCUCAAUAGCUUCCUGUUUUGAGGCCGUUACCGCUACCAUACAAACGGAGGGUAAAAUACGCAAGAAGAAGGAAGAUGAGAAAUAAAUUUAAACAUAAAUAAAAUAAAAAACUCUUUAAGGACUGAUGAACACUUUAAAAUAAUAAUUUAUAUAAAUUUAGUUUAAAAAUUUAAGCUUUUGGAAAAUGUUUAAAAAAAAACUUUAAGAUAACUAAUGAAGCUUCAAAGCUUUAAACAUUUCCCAAAAGUUUUAAAACUAAUUUUUUUAUAAAAAAACACAACUUCGUUAAGGCUUUAAUUACAACAUUGUUGAAUAGCUUUUAAGCUAUUUACAGUCAUUAUUUCAUAAGUUAAUCAUUCUUUAAGCUUUCUUUAUUAAAGCUUUCCUUAUACGUUUGUAAGUUUAAAACAAAAUAAUAAACUAUAUGAUAUUAAAUCAUUUCUUAAAUGUGAUGUUGCUUUAAACAAACAAUUUGUAAAAAAAAUACUUAAAUUUAAAAUAAAACUAACCCACUGUUAAAUUAAAAAAAAAGCUUUCAUUCCAAUUAAAGCUUUUUCAAAAAAAAAGACAAUAAAUUGUAAAUUAAUAUAUGAAAAACAAAAACAAAUUUUGUAAUAAAUUAUAUGACAAUAAUUUUGAAAAUUUAUUAAUUAAAACAACAACAUGUACAAAUUCUUUUUAAAUUUAAAAAAAAAAAAAACAGAAAUUACAAAAAAAAUUAUAUUUGUAAAUUUAAAAUUAAUAUAAAAGCAAAAAAAUUUCUGAAAAAAAAUUUACUGUAUAUUGUUUAUAAUUUAAUUGUAAUCUCAUUGUUUUAGUUAUUUAAGUCUUUAUUAUUAAAGUGCCAUAAGAAAAGGAGCCAGAAAAUUUUGAAAAAAAUAAAAUUUAAAAAAAUUCAAACACUUUUUUAAAAAAGUGUUUAACAUUUUUGUGAAAAUU